CUAAUUUGUUUGCAACUUAAUAUAAACGGUCUCUGGUCAAGAGAUUCAAAACUUGCUGUUUUGUUAUAUGAGCAUAACGUAGACAUUGCUCUAAUACAGGAAGCAAGACUGAAAUCAAAAACUGUAAAAAUUGAAGGUUACACACCAUACUUAUGUAAAUGCAAAACUACAUGCAGGGGUACUAUAACCUUCAUAAGAAAUGGCUUAACUGUGGAAAGACUUGAUACAAAAUGUGUACCGCCUGCAACAGACGCGGUAGACAUUAAAUUAUGGAAAAAUGGUAAAUCUUUCCGUUUCGUUAACAUUUAUUCACCACCCAAAAUGACUUUUGAUUUGAACGAAUCCACAAAGCAUUUCAAGAGAACCAUCAUUGCAGGUGACCUAAACGCCCAGUCAAGACAGUGGGGAUACAAAUGUGAAAACACAACAGGCAGACGUGUUUCAAAACUGUGCGCCUCCACCAAUUUAAAACUACUACAAAGUUGCUAUUCCAAAGCGACCUUCACUCAUAACAGCAACAAAGUAAAAUCGAGGCCAGAUAUGACUAUGGUGAGUGAGGACAUACACAACUCAAUAGAAUGGGAUGUCAUAGAAGACAUUGGAAGUGACCACCUUCCAAUAUUAUUAAAGAUUACAUGUCAAAAUGCCAAUGUCCCGACUACACAUAAGCCUGUCGAAUGUUUCAAAUGGCAAUACAACAAAGCCGAUUGGAAAAAAUUCAAGCAAGUCAGUGAUAUCAUGACAAGUAAAUUACAAAAUUUUAUUGGUUCAAUAGACGAGCAAUAUGACCUAUGGGUUGAUGGUAUUAUCAAUGCGGCUAGUGUUAGCAUCCCCAAAUGCACUAACAAAACCGGUGGCAAAAAAAUUAAAUCAAAGUCGCUAACAAGUCUUGUAAAGAAGAGAAAUGAUGCAAAGAAAAAUAAAGACAAGUCACAGUUUCAAAAAAAAACGCUACAACCAGAUCACCAAGGAAAUUAAGUCACUGACACAGGAGUUAAAAUUAAAUACAUGGAGGCACAUGUGUGCAAACCUUGAUAUGAAACAAAACCCAACAAAGGUGUGGAUAACAUUAAAAGAUUUAAACGGAGAGUUAUCCACAGGAAACCCAAGUCCAUUGAUAGUUGACAACAAAAAACUAGUCAAUGAUAGUGAUAAAGCAGAAGCUCUCAAUAUACACUUUGCAAAUGUAAGCAAGAAACAGAAAUGGGACGAAUCCAGCAUAAACAUCAACAUUGAAAGAAAACAAAGAGAGCUUGAAAUGUCCCAGUGUGUGGAUGAAGAUAGCCUAAUGAAUAAUCCAUUCACCAUGAUAGAAUUGGACAGAGCUAUUGAAAAUAGCAACAAAAAUACAGCAUGUGGUGCGGACCGCAUCAGCACCAACAUGCUCAAAAAUUUAGGCAUCAAAUCAAAAACCGCAUUACUUAUCAUUUUAAACAGAACUUGGGCAGAUGGCACUAUCCCCAACAGUUGGCGACAUGCCAUUGUAACACCAAUAUUGAAAGAGGGCAAGAAGCCAGAAAACAUAAACAGCUUCAGGCCAAUUUCCAUUACAUCAUGUGUUAGUAAAUUGGCAGAAAGAAUUGUCAACUCACGCCUCUACUGGUACAUGGAGUCUAAUCACCUCAUCCACCCAGACCAAGGCGGUUUCAGAAAGAACAGAAAUGCCUUGGACCAAGUAAUACGGCUAACCCAAGAUGUCAUAGAUGGCUUCCAAGUCAGAUCAAGCACAUUGGCGGUUUUUCUUGAUCUUAAACAAGCAUAUGACAGGGUUUGGCGACUCGGUCUUCUUGUUAAAAUGCUAAGACUAGGUGUAAAUGGCAAACUUUACUUCUGGAUAAAGGACUUCCUAACCAAUAGAACCAUGUCCACCAAAAUUGGCAUCAUAAAUUCAAAAUCUAAAUCCAUAGAAGAAGGCCUCCCG
Messenger RNA from Lymnaea stagnalis (great pond snail), 1921 nucleotides. Lineage: Eukaryota; Metazoa; Mollusca; Gastropoda; Lymnaeidae. The record is from the annotation of a GenBank genome assembly.